AUGCCACAAACAUUAAAUAAAAGAAUCGUUCUAGAAAACAAGUUGAUGCCAUGUGGAAAAGGCUCUGCUAGGAAUGCUUUGUGGAAGCUGGACUUUGAAACUCGGAGACGGGCUAUGAAAUUAAACGAGCAACAAGAGCAACGCCUAUCACUUUUGUGCAAAAUUCUGGAUCGCCAGAAAAACUACAACGAGGCAAAAGCAAAUCGUGCAAUGGAGGAAGUAGUUGAGAGGGGUGUAGAGUUAGAACAAGAGUGUAAAAUUCGGCGGUUAUUGGUAGAGAGAAAUCUAACGGACACUGAAACAAACAGAGCAGUUGUGGAAAGAUUAGCACGUCGACGUCAACAGCACAUACUGCCUCCCAUCAAAAACAAUAUUCCCGAAAACAAUGACGAUCACGUUUGGGUCAGUCGAAUGCCAGGAAAAACACGUAGUGAAGAACAUAAAAACAGAAAUGUGACUUUUGAUAUCAAUUCGAAAAGCAAAGAAACGCAAGGUUUUUCUCAAAGACUUUCUGCACCACCGGAGCAAGUGUUUGAAGUUUCCUUGGAAACUGGGGCCACUCAAAGGUGGCACGUACCAGUGCAAUCCCUCUUCUCUAGAUUUACAGCAAAUCUUCGAUCCUCUCAUUAUACAAAAUCUGUUCGAUCGGAGAAAAACAUAACUACCAAAAUCUGA
Molecule: messenger RNA, 675 nt
Organism: Saccostrea cuccullata (small rock oyster)
Lineage: Eukaryota; Metazoa; Mollusca; Bivalvia; Ostreida; Ostreidae
Exons: 1
Coding region: 1-675 (224 amino acids)
Source: RefSeq, a predicted model, not a curated record